Messenger RNA from Xenopus tropicalis (tropical clawed frog), 2406 nucleotides. RefSeq names its product forkhead box B1 (gene foxb1). Gene Ontology annotation, molecular function: DNA-binding transcription factor activity; sequence-specific DNA binding; DNA binding. The coding region runs from base 380 to 1348 and encodes 322 amino acids. The transcript is spliced from 2 exons. Gene Ontology annotation, biological process: animal gross anatomical part developmental process; regulation of DNA-templated transcription. Gene Ontology annotation, cellular component: nucleus. NCBI's taxonomy places the organism in Eukaryota, Metazoa, Chordata, Amphibia, Anura, Pipidae. The record is from RefSeq and is a predicted model, not a curated record.
AUAGCAAAGAAGUGGCACAUUAAUGAAGCGCCUCUACAGGGGUCUUUUCUGCUCAUGUCACCACAUAAAACUAUCAGUUGGUUUGAGGAAGGACAUGGAGACAACUACUUAGCUUAUCUCCCACCCUGCAAGAAAGGAAACCUUUCCCCCCAACCCUUGUUAAUUCAGCCACUGGCCAGGACAGGAGCUCAUUCCCGAUGCUGAAGUGAAGAUCAGAGUUUCUCCGAAGAGGGACCAGGCUGGCGAAGGGCUGAAUUCCCAUCUGCUCUGCCAGGGAGGGGGUCCUGCGUUUGGACAAGUCUUUUCCUUCUAAACUGCAUUCCGGAUGCAGAGUGACAACUUCUAAAAACUCCAAGGUUUCCCCAGUUUGCAAGUGAAGAUGCCUCGUCCUGGGAGAAACACCUACAGCGACCAGAAGCCUCCCUACUCCUACAUUUCCCUGACUGCCAUGGCCAUCCAGAGCUCCCAAGAGAAGAUGCUGCCCCUUAGUGAGAUCUACAAGUUCAUCAUGGACAGGUUCCCCUACUACAGAGAGAACACCCAGAGGUGGCAAAACUCUCUGAGGCACAACUUGUCUUUCAACGACUGUUUCAUCAAAAUCCCAAGGAGACCCGACCAGCCUGGAAAGGGCAGUUUCUGGGCAUUGCAUCCCAGCUGUGGGGAUAUGUUCGAAAAUGGCAGUUUCCUGAGACGCAGAAAGAGGUUCAAGGUGAUGAAAUCGGACCAUUUGGCCCCCAGCAAAGCCUCGGAUGCCGCCCAAUACUUGCAGCAACAAGCCAAGCUGAGACUCAGCGCCCUAGCGGCCUCUGGCACUCACUUGCCUCAGAUGUCCACCUAUAAUCUAGGGGUAUCCCAGACUUCUAGCUUUAAACACCCCUUCGCCAUUGAGAAUAUUAUCGCCAGAGAGUAUAAAAUGCCUGGAGGACUUGCCUUUUCCACCAUGCAGCCCAUGCCAGCCGCCUACCCUCUACAUAACCAAUUGACUACUGUUGGAAGUUCCAUUGGCACAGGCUGGCCCCACAUGUACAGCUCCAGCAUGCUGGACACAACCACCCCCAUAUCAAUGGGCAACAGCGACUACAGUGUCAGCGCCUAUGGAGUACCUAUCAAACCUAUAUGCCAUGGGGCACAAACCUUACCGGCCAUCCCAGUCCCUAUAAAACCAACGCUAGCAUCUGUGCCAGCGCUUCCAGCCCUCCCAACACAUAUCCCAGCUAUCCUAUCGAACUCCUCUCCAUCCCUGAGUCCAACCUCUCCACAGACAGCCACAAGCCAAAGCAGCCCUGCUACUCCCAGCGACACCCUCACCAGCCCCCCCACUGCUCUGCUCUCUGUAGCCGUGCACUGACCCACCUGCUGGCACUCUACCCAUCCGCACAGUCUGCUGCCCACUUGUUUGUUGGCUCUUAGUGAGAAACUCUUCACUUCUGAAUAGAGCUUUGCAUCACGUCCCCCUUUCAACAUACUUGGGCAAGUCUUGUCUUCUGACAGUAAUUCCUAGUAUGUGGGCACUAGGGGUGUUCAAAAAGAAACGUGGGAAUUCCCAUAGAAAAUGAAAUGUCUUUCCAAAACUGUGGAAAAAUGAAACCUAAAUAUCAGGAUAACCACUGAAUUACACAAUUAGUGAUGGCUGCAAUUAACUGUCCCUAAUUAAUCUAGUUACAUAGACUUGUCACAGUAAUCAGCACUCACAAUGUACUUUUGCAGUUUUGUGCUUUGCCUAUUUUACAUUUUGGGUUCCCUCUGCAGUUACAGCUAUACCUUCCAAGUAGAAGUGAUCAGAUCCAUAGCUACUACAACUUAUAAUAAAAACAAAUACAUCAUAGUGACAGAAAUUUGCUGUCGACCUUGUUUUCACAUUACCUGCCCAUAUGUAAAUACUGAACCCACUAUUCUGCUCGGUGUAGCAAUCUUUGUCAGUGGUUAUCAUUUCACAGGCCUGAGGGAUGAUUUAUUUAGUCGAUACACACCGAGAAAAUUAUAUUUAUUAUUAAAAAAAGGAGCAGUCAGGCAUUUAGCUAUAUAGCUAUUGCUUGUUUUCAGACCUCUGUAAUACUGCUCCUGUGAGGCACCUGUAAAUGUUUGUGAAUAGGAAAGAAUAUACGUUGUGUAUAAUGCACUUUGAUUUGGACCCCCAGCUGGUUUCUAUGCUUUUUUAAAAGCUGAAAUUUGCUUCUUUGCUGUAUGUGCUGGACUGUCUCAUUCCAAGUAAAUCGGCUGUCACGGAAUUGUAAAGUAAAUGACCCUUGCGAUUGCUUAUUGUACAGGCAGCAUGGCAUCUCCAGUGUUGUGUUCCCUUCGCAGCAUGUGUGUACUGUAACACAGGCCCAUGUACAAAGACAACGGCGUUAAAUUAUGAUAAUAGUUGUGCAAAUAAUAUUUUCUCAUUAAAAUGUCUAAAAUAUA